AUGAGGUUUAUUUGUCUAUCAACAAAGAGCUAUUGCAUCAUUUUGAUUUUGGCACUUCUUUGGGGUACUACAGCAGCAGCAAAAUGGGCAAAACAUCCAAAUAAAAUCAAACAUUCUUCUCGAGAAUCAGAUGGAAACUCUUUUGAAAUAGAAAAUGCUCCUGACGGAACAGGCUCUAUAGCUUCAGCUACACGAUCAAUAUCAUUAGACACUCCUGUUACAGAGCCCGAUGGAAAUUCAUCAGUGGCAAAUACAACCUUGCCUGAAACGGAUCCAGUCAAUGCUAAUGUAAUAGAAGACAUCGAGUCCUUGUCUGACUCUUCCUCAAGCUCAUCAUCCUCAGAUUCGUCCUCGUCUGAUUCCUCCUCAAGCUCGUCAUCAGAUUCGUCCUCUUCUGAUUCCUCCUCAAGCUCAUCAUCAGAUUCAUCAUCGUCUGACUCUUCAAGCAGCACAUCAUCAUCAGAUAUAGGGGAGACAAAUUCAACAGCUUUAAAUGGCAAUUCAACAAAUUUAAAUUCGUCCUCGUCUGAUUCCUCCUCAAGCUCAUCAUCCUCAGAUUCGUCCUCGUCUGAUUCCUCCUCAAGCUCGUCAUCAGAUUCUUCAUCGUCCGACUCAAGCAGCACAUCAUCUUCAGAUAUAGGGGAGACAAAUUCAACAGCUUUAAACGGCAAUUCAACAAAUUCAAAUUCGUCCUCGUCUGAUUCCUCCUCAAGCUCAUCAUCCUCAGAUUCGUCCUCGUCUGACUCAAGCUCGUCAUCAGAUUCUUCCUCGUCUGACUCCUCCAGCUCAUCUUCAGACACAGAUUCAUCAAGCGGUACGAGAGGCUGCAAAAAGGACAGGCACUGCAAAGACCGUUUACGUAUAUGUGUAAAUAGUACAUGCGUAUGCAUUUCAACCCACGUAGAUAUAAACGGGACUUGCACUCCAUUAUCCUGUAUUGGUGAGGAAUGCAACGUAACAGAGCAGUGUAAAGGCGAAAAUGUUCGAUGUGACGAACAGACUAACACAUGUCUGUGCGAUGAAGGGUAUUUACUAACUCAAAAUGGAAAAUGUGUAAAUUGUUCAUCAGUUGAUUUCAAAAACUACACACUGCCAUGUCCAGGCGCGGAGUUAUGCCAAGAAGGAUUUGUGCGGAUAGGUGAUAAAUGCUAUGGAACCAGGGUGACUGAAAAGUGUACGAUACAUUAG
Messenger RNA from Ruditapes philippinarum (Manila clam), 1188 nucleotides. RefSeq lists its product as uncharacterized. NCBI's taxonomy places the organism in Eukaryota, Metazoa, Mollusca, Bivalvia, Venerida, Veneridae. The record is from RefSeq and is a predicted model, not a curated record. The coding region runs from base 1 to 1188 and encodes 395 amino acids. The transcript has 17 exons.